Messenger RNA from Podospora pseudopauciseta, 1602 nucleotides. RefSeq lists its product as uncharacterized. The transcript is spliced from 2 exons. The record is from RefSeq and is a predicted model, not a curated record. The coding region runs from base 1 to 1134 and encodes 377 amino acids. NCBI's taxonomy places the organism in Eukaryota, Fungi, Ascomycota, Sordariomycetes, Sordariales, Podosporaceae.
AUGGCGAUGCUAACAGAAAGGCCUGCGCCCCACAGGUUUCGAUCGCAUGUCGGUUUUGACAACCUUCCGGUCGGCGAAGCGACAAAGAACAAUCCAGCAUCAUUGACACUUCACGCCAAACAUGACGGCUACCAAGCAUCACGCCGGUCCCGCACCUUUAUGGUUGGCCUUGAUGAGCACUCCUAUUCCGACUAUGCGCUGGUCUGGUUGCUCACCAACAUGGUGGACGACGGCGAUGAGGUGAUCUGUGUGAGGGUGGUGGAAACCCCCUUUCGGGUCGAUAAGAACUACAAGGAGGACGCGGAAAAGCUACUCCAAUCGAUUCAGGAAAAGAACGAACACAACAGGGCCAUCAAACUGGUCCUCGAAUAUGCUGUAGGCAAGCUCCACGACACUUUCCAGCAGCUACUUAGCAUGUACAACCCCUCCAUGUUGGUGGUUGGCACCAAGGGCCGCUCGAUGGGUGGUAUUCAGGGUCUGGUCAAUACGCGCAACUCUUUCUCCAAAUACUGCCUUCAGUACAUCCCUAUUCCGGUUGUGGUGGUUAGGCCCGACGAAAAACGAGCCAAGAAGAAGGAGAAACGGUCCCACGACCCGGGUCGACAGAGCUAUGCGCAGAUGCUGGCUUAUAACUCUGGAAAACACGAGGCGGAUAGCGAGACUAGCAGUAUCUACGAGCUGGAGAAGGCCAUCUCGGCCGACGAGGAAGCCCACCGGGUGGCAGCAGCCAUUGGCCUGCCGGCCAGGUUCGACCCCACGAUAAAGCCGUACAACCCCAAGGGGUCCAACUCUCGCCGAUCAUCCCCGUCGGCGCUAGCCACCCCUUCGUCUGCCGGAACUGCGUCGGUUUCACCAAGCCCAGCAGCACCGGCCAACGAAAGUGACAACGACGACAAUGAGGACGACGAUAACAAUGAUGAUAGCGGGGACGAUGACGACGACUUCGAGGUGGAGGCUGUCUCGUCACCGCCGCACUUGAAUGGGGCGCGAAAGCAGACAGAAAUCAUCAAGGAACAGGAGCAGAAGAAACGACUACACGAUAUGGAAGUAGGCGAGGCUGCGGCUUUAUUGAAGUCUACAAAGGUGGAUGAAGAAGACGACGACGAUGAGUCCCAGGAUAGGGCCAGUGGAUGAUAUUGAUUUCGCUCGUUUUUAUUUCUCUCUUUUUGGGUGGAUUUUGGCUUUUAUCACACGGCAAGGUGUUGGGGCGCAAUUGAAACUGAAUAAGGAAACGGGAGAGGCUGUUUUUCUUCUCUUUCGAAUCAAAACAUCAGGUCUGGAUUGGGCUCCAACAAAACAUGACAGUAGCGGAAAUUUGUUCUACCUAAGGCUUUGGCACUUUUACACGAGAUGAGUGGAGGGAAGUUGGGGAGUUGAGAUGCGUUAUAGAAAGUACACAGUGAGAUAUUGGCGAGAAGGGGUGGGUGCUUGACGGAUGGGAUGUCCAAAGCAGGAAGAGAGAAGCGCUUUAACUGUAUCCGUAACUUGUAUAUUACUAUCAAUGGGCUGGCAGAACUCCAGCGAUCCUCUAGGUCCUGGUGUAUAUAUAAUAGCUAUUCAUCUUUUCUCUCUCUUGGUUGUUGGUUCUGUUUGAGAACGUCC